Molecule: messenger RNA, 1590 nt
Organism: Colletotrichum karsti
Lineage: Eukaryota; Fungi; Ascomycota; Sordariomycetes; Glomerellales; Glomerellaceae
Exons: 1
Coding region: 1-1590 (529 amino acids)
Source: RefSeq, a predicted model, not a curated record
AUGCAUCAGCCUCUCUAUGAUUACCAAAACCAAGCCAGGGCCUUACACGCGGCCACUUUUCUGCUCGUUCUUCUCUUCAUUUUGAUCCAGCUGGUGCGAAGUCGCCAGGAUGCCUACGAGAUCAUUGACUCGGAUCCUCUUGUACCAGUGCUGAAACCGCAGAAGGCGAGUCUAGCCACGGUCGAUACUGAUGUGUAUCUGAGGGUUCUUGUCGAGAAACACGGCCUCAAGCGGAACGUUUCCUUGUUCUCGCAGAGAGUACGAGCAGUCCCGGAGGCAUCGCGGCGCCUGUCGAUGACCAACAUCCAGACGGUCUUUGCCGACGGCGACUUCGUAUCCGUCAAUUGGGACGACAAAGACUUGCCUUUGGACAAGGAUGGAGACACCAUCUUGCCCAUCGCGACAAGCCGAGUCCCGGGAGACACCGAUGCCUCUGAUCUGCUGUUCGGGGUCUCGACCACCUACAAGCGGCUCGCGCACGCCAAUGAUUCUCUCGUUAGGGAUUGGCAGCGAUGGCUCACAGACGGGCGCGGUAGUUCGAACGGGGCGAGUGUCGUUGUCGCCCUUCACAACUCAUCCAUACGAGAGGCCUGGGAAACACACGACAAAUUCAAGGACGUCGGCAUCGACGCCACAGUACUGAUCCUAGACGACGGUCUCGACGAGAUCUCGAGGUACUUUGAAUUGGUGGACAUCCUCUUGGAGGUCAACAGAGCCCUUGCAGAUGACGGACAAACCAAGAAGUAUCUCGGCCUCAUCGACGAUGACAUAUUCUUCCCGACCCCGGGACAACUGCUCUCCGAGCUCUCCGAGUUCGACGCCCAGGAACCCUACUACGUCGGCCUCCCCAGCGAGCGCGCGGACUGGUCCGUCGAAGACGACACGGCAGUAACCCACGGCGGCGGCGCCGUCUUCCUCACCCCACCAGCAGCCGCCAUCGUAUCCGCCCUCCCGUGCCUCUCCCCCGGCAGGCCGCCCUUCGCGAACACGACGACCUGGGACAGCGCGCUGCACGAGUGCGUGACGAAGCACGCCUCGGACGCGCUGCCCCUCCACGUCCUCUCGAGCUUCUACUCGCCGAGGGACGCCCUGUACCACAUGCACGCCCCGGCCUACGACCAGGGCAUCUCCCCGCUGGUCCUGCGGCACGCGCAGUCGCGCCACCGGCUCGAGGCCGGCAGGGCGCACCUCGUGACGUCGGCGUGCGGCGAGGCGUGCUUCCUGCAGCGGUUCCGGUUCGCGGACGACUGGGUGCUCGUCAACGGCUACUCGCUCACGCAUUACGGGGACGGGUUCGAGGUGGUGCCGAUGGCGAGCAGCGCGGUGCUCCAGGGCGCGUUGCAGUACGGGCUGCAGGCGGAGCUGCCCCUCGGCGAGGGCAUCGUGCUGGACGAGAGGGGGGAGGACCAGAAGGAGAUUGUGACGUGGAGGGGGGUGAGGAGUGUGUGGUCGUUCUUGGACGCCGUGGUGGGGGAUGACGGGGAGGUUUGGCAGGUGUAUGUGAAGAAAGGGGGGGCGAGGGAGGUGGAUGAUGAGGAACAUGAAGAAGAUAUUAUGGACUCUGUGAUUGUCUUGAUCUGGGAGUCGUGA